Messenger RNA from Leopardus geoffroyi (Geoffroy's cat), 2719 nucleotides. It is a transcript of the gene BBS2, whose product is annotated as Bardet-Biedl syndrome 2. Gene Ontology annotation, cellular component: membrane; ciliary basal body; motile cilium. Gene Ontology annotation, molecular function: protein binding. Bases 34 to 2196 code for a protein of 720 amino acids. The transcript has 18 exons. NCBI's taxonomy places the organism in Eukaryota, Metazoa, Chordata, Mammalia, Carnivora, Felidae. Gene Ontology annotation, biological process: non-motile cilium assembly. The record is from RefSeq and is a predicted model, not a curated record.
GGGCGGCGAGCCCUCUUCUGAGCCGCCGCCAUCAUGCUGCUGCCUGUGUUCACCCUGAAACUGCGCCACAAAAUCAGCCCCCGCAUGGUGGCCAUAGGGCGCUACGACGGGAUUCACCCGUGCCUGGCAGCCGCCACCCAAGCGGGCAAGGUUUUUAUUCACAAUCCUCAUACCCGGAGUCAGCAUGUCAGUGCAUCCAGGGUCUUCCAGAGCCCCCUGGAGUCUGAUGUUUCACUUCUCAACAUCAACCAGGCAGUCAGCUGCCUGACUGCAGGAGUAUUGAACCCAGAACUUGGCUAUGAUGCUCUUUUGGUGGGGACACAGACUAAUCUUCUGGCUUAUGAUGUCUACAAUAAUUCAGAUUUGUUCUACAGAGAGGUUGCAGAUGGGGCCAAUGCAAUUGUGCUGGGAACACUGGGGGACAUUUCCUCUCCUCUUGCGAUUAUUGGUGGAAAUUGUGCUCUGCAGGGUUUUGAUCACGAAGGAAAUGAUCUCUUUUGGACGGUUACUGGAGAUAACGUUCAUUCCUUGGCCUUAUGUGACUUUGACGGUGAUGGUAAGAAAGAGCUCCUUGUCGGAUCAGAGGAUUUUGAUAUCCGAGUUUUUAAAGAAGAUGAGAUUAUAGCAGAAAUGACAGAAACAGAGAUAAUCACCUCUCUUUGCUCCAUGUAUGGUAGUCGAUUUGGUUAUGCCCUUUCCAAUGGCACAGUUGGAGUUUACGACAAAACAGCCCGAUACUGGAGAAUUAAAUCCAAAAAUCAUGCCAUGAGCAUUCAUGCUUUCGACCUUAAUUCUGAUGGAGUGUGUGAACUGAUAACUGGCUGGUCCAAUGGGAAGGUCGAUGCUAGAAGUGACCGAACUGGGGAGGUCAUCUUUAAAGACAACUUUUCUUCUGCAGUUGCCGGUGUGCUGGAGGGAGAUUACCGGAUGGACGGUCACACACAGCUAAUCUGCUGCUCCGUGGAUGGGGAAAUCCGGGGCUACCUGCCAGGCACAGCCGAGAUGAGAGGCAACCUCAUGGACACCAGCACAGAGCAGGACCUAGUCCGAGAGCUGAGUCAGAAAAAACAGAAUCUGUUGCUGGAACUCCGUAACUAUGAGGAAAAUGCCAAGGCUGAAUUGAGUCCACUGAACGAGGCUGAUGGGCCUCGGGGCGUCAUCCCAGCCAACACCAAGCUGCACACCGCCCUCUCAGUCAGUCUGGGGCAUGAGACCCAGCCUGCUCACGUGGAACUGUGCAUUUCCACCUCUAACGACACCAUCAUCCGAGCAGUGUUGAUUUUUGCCGAGGGAAUCUUCCUGGGUGAAAGCCACGUGGUACACCCCAGCAUUCACAGCCUUUCCAGCUCCAUCCGCAUCCCAGUGACACCUCCCAAAGAUGUCCCUGUGGAUCUGCACUUGAAAACCUUCGUGGGUUACAGAAGCAGCACCCAGUUUCAUGUGUUUGAAUUGACAAGACAGCUCCCCCGCUUCUCCAUGUAUGCGCUGACUGCCCCCCACUCUGCCACCGAGCCACUCAGCUACGUCAACUUUAUCCUUGCGGAACGGGCACAGAGGGUUGUUAUAUGGCUCAACCAGAACUUUCUGUUACCAGAAGACACUAACAUUCAAAAUGCUCCAUUUCAAGUGUGUUUCACGUCCUUACGGAAUGGUGGCCAGCUGUAUAUAAAAAUCAAGCUUAGUGGAGAGAUCACCGUAAAUACUGAUGAUAUCGACUUGGCUGGUGACAUCAUCCAGUCGAUGGCAUCAUUUUUUGCUCUUGAAGACCUUCAGGUAGAAGCAGAUUUCCCAGUUUACUUUGAGGAGUUACGAAAGGUGCUAAUUAAGGUGGAUGAAUAUCAUUCAGUGCAUCAGAAGCUCAGUGCGGAGAUGGCCGAUAAUUCUAACCUGAUUCGAAGUUUGCUGGUCCGAGCUGAGGAUGCGCGUCUGAUGAGGGACAUGAAAACCAUGAAGAAUCGCUACAUGGAACUGUACGACCUUAAUAAAGACUUGCUAAAUGGAUACAAAAUUCGCUGUAACAAUCACACAGAGCUACUGGGGAACCUCAAAGCAGUAAAUCAGGCCAUUCAAAGAGCAGGUCGUUUGCGGGUCGGAAAACCAAAGAACCAGGUGAUCACUGCUUGUCGGGAUGCAAUUCGAAGCAACAACAUCAACAUGCUGUUCAGAAUCAUGCGCGUGGGGACAGCUUCUUCUUAGGAAAGGAAACAAUAGGAUUUCUCCAUAGUUACUCAGGGACCCAGCUUCCUGUGAUCAUUCAGCCCUGUCAUCCUCUAGAGCAGCCUUUCCCUGAGUUCUCUAGAGAAAGAAGUUUCAGGAAAUCAGUUCGGGUGACAAUUUUCACAUUCAUCGCAUACAGUGAAAACCUGAUGGCACAGGAACCCUGUUGGAGAAGGGCUGUCCUAAGGCCUUACAGGUAUUUAUAUCCCAGUCAGUAGAAAAGGGAAAGCUUUUAUCAAAGCUGUGAUCUGGAAAUAGCACAUUAUCAUUUCCCCUCAUGCUCCCUUAGCUAACAUGGCCACACCUCACUGCAGAGAGGCAAGGAAGAGAAAGCUGGUGUUUGUGCCAACAGCUAGCAACUCCUUCCCUCAGAGUGAAACUUUGGCCUUAAGGUAGAUUCCGGGACUGGUUUAAUGUUUAAAACAUUCGUCAUAGUGUGGCUGUUGUUGAAAGCGCUGCUGUAAACAUUGGGGUACAAGUGCCCCUAUGAAUCAGCACUCCU